Messenger RNA from Lycium barbarum (goji berry), 1420 nucleotides. Its product is annotated as ankyrin repeat domain-containing protein EMB506, chloroplastic. Gene Ontology annotation, cellular component: chloroplast outer membrane. The transcript has 7 exons. Lineage: Eukaryota; Viridiplantae; Streptophyta; Magnoliopsida; Solanales; Solanaceae. The record is from RefSeq and is a predicted model, not a curated record. Gene Ontology annotation, biological process: protein targeting to chloroplast. Gene Ontology annotation, molecular function: chloroplast targeting sequence receptor activity; protein binding. Bases 178 to 1098 code for a protein of 306 amino acids.
CCUGCAAAUGACCCCUUUCAAUCACAUAAAUGAUAAUCCUAUCUGAGUAGCCCAUUACAGAAACCUCUUUUAACUGUUCGAUAAAAUGCCUCAAAGAGACUAAAAAUUAUCCAAACUUGUGUUCAAUCCAUGGGUAUCUUCAGUUUGCUAUUAUAGUUUAACCUCAACAUUAAAAUAAUGGCGUUGCAGUAUAAUUCAACUUGUCCAUUUACACAGCUAUGUCCAACUACAACUACAGCUAUUAUUAUUCCAACACCUUCUACUGUUAAUGUCAUUUCUUUCAGAUUUCAAAGAAGAAUUAAUUUGGGUUUUCUUUCUUUUCAAAAUUUUCCUAAAAAGAUUAGUUUAGUCAAGUUAAGUAAAAAUAAUUUUUGGGAAGAUCCUGAUGAUGGUAGUCAUAGUGAAGAUGAUUAUGAACAAGAAGAAGAAGAUAUGGAAAAUGGAGCAGAAAAUGAAGUAAAUGCUAAUUCUACAAAUGGGUUGUCUAGCAGCAAUUAUGAAGAGGAGUUUGUGAAACAGGUCGAACAGCUUUUGAGCCCAGAGGAAAGGGCAAUUUUGUAUCAAAAUCAAACUCCAGAGCUGGAUAAGAUAUCAACUGCAAAAUGGAACCCUCUUCACACUUUUGCAUUAGCAGGGCAGAUACGAUUUAUGGAUAGACUUCUAGAGGAAGGUAUCGAUAUUGAUGUUGUUGACAAGGAAGGGCAAACAGCUCUUCACCAUGCCGUUUUUGGUAAAAAAGAGGCUGUCAUUAGUCAUCUUCUACGAAAAGGUGCAAACCCUCAAGUCACGGAUAUGGACGGUGUUACCCCGCUUCACUACGCAGUUCAAGUAGGAGCCAUGCAAACUGUUAAAAUGUUAAUCAAAUACAAGGUUGAUGUGAAUGCUACUGAUAAUGAGGGCUGGACGCCACUGCACGUGGCCAUGCAAAGCAGAAACAGAGACAUAGCCAAGAUUCUUCUAGUCAAUGGAGCAGAUAAGUACAGGAAGAAUAAGGAUCGAAAGACACCCCUUGAUAUUAGCCUUUGUUAUGGCAAAGAUUUCAAGUCUUAUGAUUUGGCAAAGUUACUGAAGCUCGUUCCUGCUAAUAGAGAAUUGUAAUUGGCUGUUCUCUUGGAACGGUUCUUCCAAAUUCUCAAGAAGAUCAGAACCUAUCUUGACAUCAACGUCUCAACACAUAUUAUCAAAUUCUUGUGCAUUUCUGCUUCCAACAAAGAAGAAACAGUCAUUUCUAGCCAAAAAGGAAGUUCAUUAAACUUGUCAAGGGGAUACAGCGAAGCACGAUCUACAAGUCAGAUCAACUAUCAGACAUGCAAUCACUGGAACUGUAAAAUAUUUGCGCAAUCGAGUAGUCAAGUCUUGUAACAGAUUCGUAAAACAUAAAUUUCCUUAUGGUAUACAUAUCUCAAAACUGAUUUUAGCA